AAUCGGGGGGGAAGUUUACAGUGCGCUGUCGGACUUUUGGAGAGUUCAGUGUUGUACGCUCUCCGUGCGUCACACGCUCUAAACCUCCGCUGGAAGCGCACGACUCCCGACUAUCAUACAUGCAAACACGGCCAAGGGUCCAGCUUCUCUCUGAACACAACGGGCUUCGCUUUCUCCACAGGCUUGAUUUCGCUUCUACUUGUGGCUGCAUCUUAGGAGUGAAAUGGAUGUCAUCCCUAUGUGUAGCAUCUUCCAGGAGCUCCAGAUUGUGCACGACACCGGAUACUUUUCAGCUUUACCAUCUCUGGAAGAGUACUGGCAGCAGACAUGCCUCGAGCUGGAGAGGUACCUCCAGAGUGAGCCCUAUGUCUCAGCCACGGACCUCAAAUUUGAGAGCCAGGAGGACCUGUGGAGCAAGCUAAUGCUCGCCUGCGGGGACAAGUCGAACGACCCAGACCCAAAGAUCCCCCACAUCAAGGUGGAGGAAGACAAUCAGGACAACCAGCACGUCGACGCCGGCGGCUUCAACUCCGACGCCAGCAGCGAGGCCUCGGACAGCUCCGAGGAGCUCUCUCCUACCCUCGACUUAUCCGGCUCUUUGACUGACAUUCUGGGUGACGGUGGUGAAGACCUGGGUUCUGGUAUCAUCAGCACACCGCCGUCUUCACCUGAGCUGGGCAAGGAGGGCUCUGUUGCCCAGGUGUGGAGUGGGAUACAGACUGUGCUGCACUCGCCUGGGAAAAUAAGGACUGGGGGCAUGGAGAGGACCCUGGAGAGGUCAGGGCUGACCAGCGGGGAGGCGUCGCCUGAUGGGAGGAGGCGGGUGCACAGGUGUCACUUCAACGGAUGCAGGAAGGUGUACACCAAGAGCUCGCACCUCAAAGCACACCAGCGCACGCACACAGGUGAGAAGCCCUACAGGUGUUCAUGGGAGGGCUGCGAGUGGCGCUUUGCACGGAGUGAUGAACUUACCAGACACUUCAGGAAGCACACUGGAGCAAAGCCAUUCAAAUGCAGUCACUGCGACAGGUGUUUCUCCCGUUCUGACCACCUGGCCCUGCACAUGAAGAGGCACAUCUAAGAUGGCCUCCUUGUUGAGAGCUCUGGGGGAUGAUUCUGGUUGAUUGUCCCGACCUGUGGGGGAUCAGCGAGGCCGGUGUGUCCUGGGAGCGCUAACAGGAGCACCGCCGUGUUCCGGGCAGUGGAAAAACAUGAAGCAACGCAGGCUAUUAUUUGCACCAUACUUAGUGCCUCCAACACCUCGCUGUGGAGAUUGCUCUUGAAAGGCUUUUACAGAGGACCGGGAGGGCGGGGAGAGACUUGAAAAAAAUAAAAUAAAAUAAAUAAACGGGAAAAAUCUGGGCUGGAGAAGAUGGGAAGAGACUCUUCUGUAUGGUGUUCGAUGCUUUUUUCCUGGAGGAUUAUGGGACUCCUGUGUGGGUGCCGUUCCUCCAAUGACAGUGUGUUUGCCUGUGCGCAUGGGGACUGUGAGUGCCUGCGACUGGAUGCCUGUGCUGGCUUUAUGGAGCAGAUGGAGCUUGCAUUGUGGAAUGCGAAUGAAUGAAUGACAUGGAGGGGGUGAUGUUAUGUGAGGGAGGUUGUUCGUGGGGUGGGGGGGGAUAUCUGUUGUCUCUCUGAGAGUGAAUGCAAGCAAAAAAGAUUCUGUCUGUGCUGUUUGAGUCUGUUGGCUGUGGAGAGGGGAGUAGGGGGUUGUUUGGUGGAGCUGAUUUGCUAGAGAGCGCCCCCUUUGUGGCCGGAGGUGGAACUACAGCUCCCUAUUCAAAAGUGGGAGGUCGUUUUGUUUAGUGCAGCUAUUAAAUGUGCAAUGUAUUACGUAGCCUGUCUCAAACCAUACACGCUAUAAAGCUCAUUUUGUUGUCCAUUGUGUAAGCUCUGUAUCGUAAAAGAAAAAAGAAAAAAAAAACAAAAAACAACGGUUGUACACAAACAGUUAUCGCCAUUAUAACAGAAGUUGCAUGGGAUCUGGGGAUGUGUUGCUCACCUGUUUGCUUAUAGGACAACAAAAUUCCAUUCAAGAGCAGCUACCUUCAUAUUAUGCUAUCAUAGUAUUGUACAAAACACAUAAGGCAGUCAUUCUUUUUUUUUUUUUUUUUUUUUUAUUGAUAAGUUGGGGAUACCACUAUUGAUUGGCAACUGUCUUGACCAUGGGAUUUUUGUUCCUUUUUCUUCACUUUUACUCUUCUCUUUUCUUUUUAUAUCUGUAAAUGCACUGUUGACCUUACUGAUGCCUUAUGUAAGUGGCCUUGUCCUGUUAAAUAGAUCACUCUCUCUCUCUCUCUCACACACACACACACACACACCAAACGGGGGUUGCGAAUGCAGUAGUGCGUUACUGAAUAGCUUUAAAAAGGCUCUGAUCCAUACAGUCACACCUUUGCCCUUUUGUCUCGAGACAGAUUCCUCUAAACUCCUGAAUGAUAAUAAUAAAAAAAACUAUAUAUCAGCUUCAUAAUGACUGCCAUUUUUACAUUUCUGUGCACUCUUUGUUGACUGUAUCAUAACUAUAUCAUAACUAAAUCCUGUUCUCCAAAAUGACCUAAACCUGAAACAGAAUUGUGAAGCACUUGGAAAAGCAGUUCAGUUUUGUAAAGGUUUACUACUAUGUAGUAUAAGACUGUGUGGAUGCACAUCAGGUGGACUGUAACUUAAGGUACAGAGUCUUGGAAACAUGUUCUCAUGAAAUGUGGCGUGCUCAGCCAGCAAGGCUGUGACAAAUUAAGAAAACAUUUACAUGGGGGCCAUUUAUAUCAGUUGGUGUCAAAGGAUUACAGUCUUAAAAGAAAAGGUGUCCUUUAAAGCGAUGACAACAUUCUCAACCAUGAGUCUGUUUUGAUGUUGUGUGUUCCAGUGAGUCUCACCCUCAGGCUGAGUCUCUGUCUUUACUCAGUCCUGGUUUAAACAACCCAUGAUCUGACUAAACGGUACCAAAACCAGUCUGACCAGUUCAGCUGAGCUGUGCUGCAGGUCUAGAGGUUUCUGUCUUUUCAAGCAGAUGAACUGAGAAGAGACUAGGACCAGAUGUAUGUCUGUACCAACUUCACUAUAUGCAUGUUUUAACGUCAGUUACAUGACUUCAACGCACUCCUCUGUGGGUUGAUAUAAUUCUUUGAUCUCUCAGAUUUAUUGAAAUCCCUUCAGUUCACAAUUGGAUAAUCUCCAUCACCAUUUUCCCAAUUUCUAGAAAACAUUUUGGAGCCACAAUGUCAAUGUUUCGUCAAAAUGUAAGAAACAUGGAAGUGCUGACAAAGAUUAUGUACAUUGUAAACUAAGAGAAUUUUGUAUGGAAGCUUCUAUUUUGAAAGGGUAUGGGACCAAAAACGAGUUCAGUGUGUUGUUUCUAGACGCGAACCAAUAAAGAAAAAAGGCUGAAGAAUUACUGUAAGAUAGACACACUCCAUUCUCCUUCAUUUGCUUCUGUAACAUCUUUGUUUUUGAUUUGACUGGAGAAAGAUUGAGCAAAUGUACAUUUUAAAAACGCAUCAAUAGCGCCUACACCUGUGGCCUAUCAUCUUUAAAGAAAAAAACAAAAAAAACAAACAAAAAAAAAACUACUUUUCAGACGUGAAUUGUUCUGGACACUUGAAUUGUUCUAAUUUUGCAUUCUGGUGCCUGCUAAGUAUUACAGAUUUUUUUUGUUUGUUUUUGUUUUGUUUUUUUUAAUUUGCCAUGUGAUUUCUUUCUGAAUUUUUCAAAGACCUGCAAAGACGCCCUAUCUUUAGCUAGAGAAUCUUUAUUGGAUAAACAUGGAGAUAAAAUAUGAGGCUCUAUUUUUGUUUGUUUUAUGUUAUAACAAGAUUUUUUCAUUUGAAAUUGUUUUGUAAAAUAGUUUCUGUAUGAAUGUAUUUUUUAUUGGAAAAUCGAUAAAAAGAAUUUAUUGGA
Toxotes jaculatrix (banded archerfish) is the source of this 3900-nucleotide messenger RNA. RefSeq names its product Krueppel-like factor 6. Gene Ontology annotation, molecular function: RNA polymerase II cis-regulatory region sequence-specific DNA binding; DNA-binding transcription factor activity, RNA polymerase II-specific. Bases 224 to 1081 code for a protein of 285 amino acids. The transcript has 4 exons. Lineage: Eukaryota; Metazoa; Chordata; Actinopteri; Toxotidae. Gene Ontology annotation, biological process: regulation of transcription by RNA polymerase II. The record is from RefSeq and is a predicted model, not a curated record.